UGUAAUAUGGACUGCCCCUGGCCGGAGCAGGAGUGACGCCAUGCAGCCACUACCGGUAAGCAUGUGCUGGGUCUUGGCUGAGCUGGGCUGAGCCCCUGCGGCCGACCACCUGUGUCUCGUCUUUCGUCUCGACUGUAUUUUAGACUGCCCGCCGCACACCCUCCUUUGAACUUGGACACCACGUAGACCCCUCUUGGACAUUGUUUGGAAAUACUGAGCAGCAGCGGAAGCAAAGAAUGGAAGCCCGCAAGACGUUCAGCUCUGCCGCCCGCAACUUCUCCUCGUCUUCGCUCCGCGAACGGCUCUCGAGCAUCCACCUUCCGACACCGCCCAUCCCCGUGACGGCGUUCCCGACGCCAAACAUCGACUUCGUCCCCCGGAGGAUCCCCCGCAAACGGAGGCUACAGACCCUCGCGGUCGCACUAUGGUCGACGACGAUUGUGUGGUGCACAUUUGCAUGGCUCGUGAUGAUGUCGAUACCGCCAUUAUGGCCAGCGCUCGCACUGUAUAUGAUCUGGGCACUGUAUGUCGACCGGAGUCCCGAGCAUGGAGGGCGGCUGAGCCCCUGGUUCCGGUCAGGGAGGUUCUGGCGGUACUUCGCUGACUAUUACCCUGCAUCCCUGUUGAAGACGUGUGAUCUACCUGCAGACAGACCGUAUGUCUUCGGAUAUCAUCCCCAUGGCAUCAUAGGCAUGGGUGCCCUCUGCACAUUUGCGACCGAGAGCACCGGCUUCUCUCAUUUCUACCCGGGCAUCGUCCCGCACCUGCUCACGCUCGCGUCCAACUUCCGUAUGCCGUUCUACCGCGACAUCCUGCUCGCCAUGGGCAUCUGCUCCGUGAGCAAGCAAUCGUGCAGCAACAUCCUCAAGGGUGGACCUGGGCAGGCGAUUACCAUCGUCGUAGGUGGAGCAGCCGAGAGUCUAAGUGCGCGACCAGGGACAGCGGACCUGACGCUGAGGAAACGAUUGGGGUUCAUCAAGAUCGCCAUUCAGCAUGGAGCUGACCUCGUCCCUGUUUUCUCGUUCGGCGAGAAUGACAUCUAUGAACAGAUGCCGAACGACCCGGGCACGUCGGUAUACACACUGCAGAAGAAGUUCCAGAACGUGUUUGGCUUCACGCUACCCCUCUUCCAUGGCAGAGGUUUACUAAAUUACAACCUCGGCUUGCUGCCGUACCGACGACGUAUAGUCGCAGUCAUCGGCCAUCCCAUACAUGUAGAGAAGUGCGAGAAACCGACGCUAGAGGAGAUCACGCACAUCCAGCAAUUGUACAUAGAGGAGCUCAUGAGGAUAUGGCAUACUCAUAAAGACGAGUUCGCGCGGACGCGGAAACGAGAACUCAGCAUAAUCGAGUAGGGGCUUUUCGUGUCUAUAUUGUAUUUUUGCCUUUUGCCCACCCACCAAAUCGCGUGAUGGACCUCACGUCAAACCUUCCUACUCAUCAGUCGGACUCGUCAGGCAUUCGGACGUUGUUUGAGGGCAUACAGGGUACCAGGAAGUAUGACCCGUAUCACACAGGCUGCACACUGGCCACACGGGACGACGCACAGA
Molecule: messenger RNA, 1550 nt
Organism: Rhodofomes roseus
Lineage: Eukaryota; Fungi; Basidiomycota; Agaricomycetes; Polyporales; Fomitopsidaceae
Product: DAGAT-domain-containing protein
Exons: 11
Coding region: 237-1355 (372 amino acids)
Biological process (GO): triglyceride biosynthetic process
Cellular component (GO): endoplasmic reticulum membrane
Molecular function (GO): diacylglycerol O-acyltransferase activity
Source: RefSeq, a predicted model, not a curated record